Molecule: messenger RNA, 1556 nt
Organism: Syzygium oleosum
Lineage: Eukaryota; Viridiplantae; Streptophyta; Magnoliopsida; Myrtales; Myrtaceae
Product: NAC transcription factor 25
Exons: 3
Coding region: 178-1209 (343 amino acids)
Biological process (GO): system development; regulation of DNA-templated transcription
Molecular function (GO): DNA binding
Source: RefSeq, a predicted model, not a curated record
CAUCUCCAGUGCCCAUCUCUCUCUCUCUCUCUCUCUUCCAAGAUCAUAUGUCAUAAGUUCAUCACAAACUAUCUGCAAUGUCUUCCUAUUGUUGUGCACCGGGGUGGUCUUCUAUCUGAAGUAGAAGACUUUUCUAACACGGAUUUUCCUGGGAGAGCAUCAUCGGUUCCAUCUCCGAUGGCGAGCACGGACUCACCGACGAAUUCGCAGCAUCCGCACCUACCGCCCGGCUUCCGGUUCCACCCCACAGAUGAGGAAUUAGUGGUUCAUUACCUUGGAAAGAAGGUCGCCUUGGAGCCACUGCCGGUUUCGAUCAUCGCCGAGAUCGAUCUUUACAAGUUCGACCCGUGGGAGCUGCCAAGUAAGGCCAUAUUUGGGGAGCAAGAGUGGUACUUCUUCAGCCCCAGGGAUCGGAAAUAUCCGAAUGGAGCGCGGCCGAAUCGGGCUGCGACGUCCGGGUAUUGGAAAGCCACCGGCACCGAUAAGCCUAUAUUUGCUUCGAUCGGUAACCGCAAGGUCGGCGUCAAAAAGGCGCUCGUUUUCUAUUGUGGGAAGCCUCCGAAAGGGACUAAGACCGACUGGAUCAUGCAUGAAUACCGUUUCAUGGACGGCAACUCGGCUCCGAAGCCUCCAAAGGCGGAUUCGGCAAGCAGAAAAGGCUCUUUACGCCUUGAUGACUGGGUGUUAUGCCGGAUUUACAAGAAAAGCAGUUCAGUCCGGCCGGUCGAGCCCGGGAAUGAGAACCUUGCUCCGCCGAACAUGAAUCCAUCGACGUCAAAAGGCGUGAAUUACAGCUCCUUUUUACCUGGGAAUAACGAUGAGGCCUUCUUCGACGGAAUAUUGCCGGAAACCAUCCACAACAGUUCGACUUCUCAUCAGUUGCCUUUCUCAACCGCGAAACCAGGCGUCUCGAUUGCCCACUCAGCCACGUUCGCCAGCGACGAGUCGCGACGCAGGUGCCCUGCGCCGGUGCAGUUCUGGAGCGAGGACGGAUCAGCGAUCUCGGGUAAGCGAUACGAGGGCGGCCAUGACGAUCGAAACGGCGGCGCCAACGGCAUGGACGACGGCAACUCCUUCGUCUCUCUGCUCCAUCAGAUUCCGCAAAAUGGCGAGCCCUUUCAUCCGCACAUGUUCCUUGUGAGUUCGAUUGGGGACGGCGACUUCCGGCAGCAGUUCCAACUCCCCGGCGUGAACUGGCCGAGCUCAUAGGUCAUUAGCCAAGAAGCAAAGGAAGUAAUACUCAGGCGAAAAAUGCAAACAAAGGAUGGAGUCAGAUGUGCUCUGAUCUCCUUUUUCUCGUGAUUUUCUUUGUUAUUUUAGGAUCAAGAUGGACUCAUGCAUACGUCCAUUUUAGAUUACAUAGCUCUAUACUUGAUAGGUAGCAAUUACAUGCAGGUACAUGAAUAAUGUACAUUUUCAGAAGAGAGCAAAAGGAGAAGGAAAAUACAUUAUAAGCCUCAGUGCUUUCAAUGGAGGACAAACGUGAAGCCAGGAAAUUUUUUUUUUUUCGGUUCACCUUCAUAUAAAGUUUACCAUUUACAUAGGUGUUUUAUUUA